GUCAAAACGACCAAUUUCCCCACCCCUCCACCCACUCCUAUUCCCAAAACCCUAGAAAAACCCUCUCCCUCUCGCUCUUCUGAACCAUCAGUGACUCACCUCUCUCUAUCUCCCCCUGUCUCUAACCCUAAGCCCUAGUACUGAACCUAAUUGAUCUGUGAAAAUGUCGAUGUCGAAGAGCUCGAAGAUGCUUCAAUACAUCAACUACCGCAUGAGGGUCACAAUCCAGGACGGUCGUCAAUUAGUCGGCAAAUUUAUGGCCUUUGACCGUCACAUGAACCUCGUCCUUGGCGACUGCGAAGAGUUCCGAAAACUACCUCCGGCCAAAGGCAAGAAGAACGAGGAUCGCGAGGAACGUCGUACUCUCGGCCUCGUCCUCCUCAGGGGCGAAGAGGUAAUUUCGAUGACCGUUGAAGGCCCUCCUCCUCCCGACGAGUCCCGUGUUAAAGGGCCCGGUUCUGUCCCGUCCGGGCCAGGUAUUGGUCGGGCCGCUGGCCGUGGCGUUCCCACCGGACCUCUUAUUCAUGCCCAGCCCGGUUUAUCUGGGCCGGUUCGUGGGGUAGGUGGGCCAGCCCCCGGAAUGAUGCAGCCGCAGAUUUCUCGGCCGCCGGUGCCGCAGAUGUCGGCGCCGCCUAUGACUUAUCCACAGCCACCAGUGAUGCGGCCUCCGACCCAGAUGGGCCCGGUUAUCCUGGGCAGGGGCCACCUCCCAUGGGAAGGGGCAUGCCGCCACAGUUUGCUCCAAGACCCGGUGGGCCACAGCCAGGGCCGUACCCAAUGCCACCGCCCCAGUUUGCACAGAGGCCAAUGGUUCCGCCCCCUCAGAUGAUGAGGGGACCACCUCCCCCGGGGUCGAGACCUGGGAUGCCUGGUCCACCUCCACAUCGCCCUGGGAUGCCGCCUCCACCUGGUGGUGGUGUUCCAGUCUAUGGUCCGCCUCGUCCUGGGAUGCCGCCUCCACCGAGUGCUCAUCCACAGAAUCAGCCACCACAGCAGUAAUUUUGUAAGAUGGUUCAAAAUCCAAUCCUUUCAUUGAAUGAAAUAUUUUUUUCAAAUUAUAUUACGUACGGUAUAAUCUUUGCUUCAAUUUGGUUAGAUGUUUCAUAAUGCUGUCCAUUUACUUUGUAAUCUUGUUUGUUGUAGAAAUCGAGUUGUUUUAGUAUACUUGAAGCUUAUGAGUUAUGUUGUAUUUAGUUGCUAAAUGGUUUUUGGAUAACCAAAGGUCAUAAUGUAUAUGAUGAAAACUACUGGAAACAAUCAAAUCUUUGGCUUGGAUAGUUUGUGAUCAAAUCUUCCCUCAGGUUGAUUUCCACUAAGUCGAGACUGGAGAUUGUAAGGUUGUUCCAUAAAUUAUAUGUGCAAGACAUUAAUGAUUAUUAGCGUGGUGAAAUGGAGCUAUUUUCUGGUUGAGUGCAAAAAGUGUUGUGCUAAUAACCUUGUCCAUUGUUAUGUGUAUAUCUGGUCCCUCUAGUAUCCUUAGUGACCUGGGAACAAAGUAUUUAAUUAUUAUUUUAUUGUGUAGAAAUAUCACCUCAUGAUGCUCAACUAGUGUCAAGACUCAUUCUUUGAAUUUGUUUUAUUGCCAUUACUUGUGUAUUUCUUCUUACUUGUGUCGUCUUAUGGAAAAUCGAGAGUAAAUGUCUUAAUGUGACGGAUGUUGAUGCCAGGCUAAAUUUUUUUAUGACUUCUUAAGUACACGGUUGAAGGACUACUUACAUUUAUAGCUUGUAAGGUUUUUGUAUUGAAACACCUCGAAAAAGUACCAUACACCAUAAAUUGAUGGUGCAAAUUAUUUUACUGUUACCGUGUUGCAUAACAAGCACCAAUAUCUUGAAAACUGUAAUAGACCAAUAGUUGAGUUUUUCUGAAGUUUUCUUCAGUUCUAAUUCAUAGUAUUCAUUUGGCCUUCUUGUUGGUGGUAUCCCCUAUGCCUUUCCUUGUACGUGUCUCACUAGUCUCUUUGACAAAGA
This is a messenger RNA of Ilex paraguariensis (yerba mate), 1970 nucleotides long. NCBI's taxonomy places the organism in Eukaryota, Viridiplantae, Streptophyta, Magnoliopsida, Aquifoliales, Aquifoliaceae. The record is from the annotation of a GenBank genome assembly.